ACAGCGGCUAUUUUACAUUCUUGCGUGAGACUAUUUGUAGCGUGGUAUCAUUCUGCACGUGCGACGAUGGAAUCUACAAGGUUGAUUUCAGCAAUGUUUCUCUUUGCGGUAAUCGUAUGCAUCCAACUUGUUUCUGUGAAUCCAGAACCAGUUGAAAAAUGCCUCGAUGGAAGAUAUCACAAGCCAUCUCCUUCACCAGAGGGUCCAGAUUACGCCGACUGUUUCUCGUGGAAGAACAAAUCUUGCUGUACCGCAGAGUUUACUAUCGAACUCAAGAAAAACCGAGUGGAAAAUAUCUGGAAUUUCACGUGGAAUCACUGUGGUAACUUGAGCAAGGAGGUGUACGGAGAUGGUAAAGGCUUGUGCAACAAGAUGUGGGGUUCAUCCUUCAAGCAAGAGGAAUCUUCUAACUGCAUGGUGAUGAGAUUCGACGGUCCAGGGAAUCCUAACGACAAAGUCACGAAACCUGUCCAGUUAGGCAGCACCCUUAUUCCAUCUGUAGUGAUCACCUUGUUGGCAUCAUCUGUCUCAUCCUUCAUCUUUUGAACCAUCAAAGAGAAUAGCAAGUAGUAUUUAGUUAGUUUCAUAUCACAAAACUUAACAAAAAAUCUAGAAUAUCUCAAAAUUCAAAACUGAGAAAGUGGAAAGUAGAUUAUAAAUUUUCUACCUAAAAUAAGAAAGAUUGCCUCAUAAUACUUGUAGUACUCUUUAAAUUGUUUAGUUGUUAUUGGGACAAGCUUUUAAUUUGACUGUGAAAGCUCCUGCACAAGUGAAUGUUAAGUUCGUAAAGCUAUUGUCUCAGUCAAAAACAAGAAAAGCUCAACAAAAUGUAGGCCCCCCUCAGCUAAAGCACAUAAAUAUUCUUCAUUUUCAUAAAAACAUUAUAAUUUCGAGUAACAAAGUAGAAAAUCUUAAUGAUUAAAAACAACAUAUUCUCAA
This is a messenger RNA of Actinia tenebrosa (Australian red waratah sea anemone), 939 nucleotides long. RefSeq names its product folate receptor gamma. Gene Ontology annotation, cellular component: external side of plasma membrane. The record is from RefSeq and is a predicted model, not a curated record. Gene Ontology annotation, molecular function: signaling receptor activity. NCBI's taxonomy places the organism in Eukaryota, Metazoa, Cnidaria, Anthozoa, Actiniaria, Actiniidae.